Messenger RNA from Guillardia theta CCMP2712, 573 nucleotides. RefSeq lists its product as hypothetical. The coding region runs from base 1 to 573 and encodes 190 amino acids. The record is from RefSeq and is a predicted model, not a curated record. NCBI's taxonomy places the organism in Eukaryota, Cryptophyceae, Pyrenomonadales, Geminigeraceae. The transcript is spliced from 4 exons.
AUGGUGGAGACCAACCUGGUGGAGGAGCUUCGGUCUAAGUACAGCUCGUCGGAGACUCCGCGCAAGGAAGGCUACCAACAGCCAAGGGCGGGCUACAGCGGUCACGUGCCAGGCCUGGUCGCGCUGAACCUUCAUGGCGCCACGUGGCUGUCGCUCAUGCAGUCGGUGAAGGGGGCGCAAACGACGCGCAAUGUCGUCGACGAGCUGAACAACUCGUCGCCCGCCCGCAAGAUGCUUCCUCUUGGUUCCAAGGAGGUAGCGGCCUCGCUAGAGCUGGGAAAGAGACUGGAGGGCACCAAGACGUCGAGACCUGGCAGCACAACCUCGAGGAGCAGCAAGCGUUGGUCCCCUCCUGUUGCUGGCUACACCGGCCACGUCCCUGGCUAUGUGGCCAGGAACAUGCAUGGGGCGAGCUGGAAGAUUCUUCUCUCCCCUCGUGUCGUCCCUGCAGAUGAUCUCUACGGCGAGAACGCGAGCAGCGGGUCUGAGAGCGGGAAGUCAAAGGGCUCUGUCGACCCUCCGAAGAUUCCGAAGAUGCUGCUGGGGUACUUGCGCAAGUCUCAGUCGCGCUAA